CAGAAAUCAACAGUUUAUAGAUGGUGCUUAUAAAAAGCCUACCGCAGAAGUUUUUGGGAUACCCACUCUAUAUAGGCGUGGAGCUGGUGCUGCUUUAUGCCGUGAUCAAUAAGAUGUGUGGCGUGUAUGGUUUGCUUUCAUUCCUAACAGGCCAUCCUAUCGAUGCCGUGCAAUGGAUGUAUUAUCUCUCGUCCACAGCAGUCAUGAUCCUAUAUAUCCAGGGAUUCCGGAGAGUACAAACACCAAAUAUAAACUGGUUUUCGCUUGUCGUUUUCGUUUAUCUUCUCGACACAGUGAUUGGAUUUUUGUAUACAGGUUAUUUUUCCUGGUUGUGGUUUUCUGAGCAUGAUACUUCGGUCGAGCUUUUAGCCCGUGCUGUUACGGAGGACCUUUCAUCCCAAUCUGCAUCCGAAGCCUACGAACUAUUUGUCACCGUCGCCCUAACGGUUGUUACCAGUUUUGUGCGACUAUAUUUCACCGUGAUUAUGUUAGCAUUUUUCAAAGAGAUGCGUACAGCAGCUAAAUUUGAUGCAAGAUUCCGCAUAUCGAGCGCCUCUGCAUCCUCGAGCGCUCUCAGAUGGCUAAAUAAAGCCCAAAACCAAUCAUACAGCGUUCUGAAUAGGAUUGUUUAAUCACAGGCGGAAGUUUUCUGGCUACUAUUGUUUCUGUGCAUAUACAUUAAAUAUUACGACUAAC
This is a messenger RNA of Ogataea polymorpha, 696 nucleotides long. RefSeq lists its product as uncharacterized. Gene Ontology annotation, biological process: inositol phosphoceramide metabolic process. The transcript has 2 exons. The record is from RefSeq and is a predicted model, not a curated record. NCBI's taxonomy places the organism in Eukaryota, Fungi, Ascomycota, Pichiomycetes, Pichiales, Pichiaceae. Gene Ontology annotation, cellular component: inositol phosphoceramide synthase complex; Golgi membrane. Bases 21 to 632 code for a protein of 203 amino acids. Gene Ontology annotation, molecular function: inositol phosphoceramide synthase regulator activity.